AUGGAAUCUAUAUUACCAUCUUCAGAGUGUGCUAACGGAGGAUUUCCAAACAAAAACGGUUGUACGUGUCCUCCCGGUUUCAAAGGCAAUAAAUGCGAACACGGGUGCGGAUCGAACACGUUUGGCAUCGACUGCACAGGAAUAUGUUCAAUGCGCCAAACACAAUGUCGGCAGAUGAUGUUUUGUACCAAAGGUUUUGGGUGCAACUGUCCGGCGGGAUAUAGAGGAGACGAUUGCACCACAGGUCUUGAAUAA
Molecule: messenger RNA, 255 nt
Organism: Macrosiphum euphorbiae (potato aphid)
Lineage: Eukaryota; Metazoa; Arthropoda; Insecta; Hemiptera; Aphididae
Source: the annotation of a GenBank genome assembly